This is a messenger RNA of Tachysurus vachellii, 3443 nucleotides long. It is a transcript of the gene gng7, whose product is annotated as guanine nucleotide binding protein (G protein), gamma 7. Gene Ontology annotation, molecular function: G-protein beta-subunit binding. Gene Ontology annotation, cellular component: heterotrimeric G-protein complex. Gene Ontology annotation, biological process: G protein-coupled receptor signaling pathway. The transcript is spliced from 4 exons. The record is from RefSeq and is a predicted model, not a curated record. The coding region runs from base 312 to 518 and encodes 68 amino acids. Lineage: Eukaryota; Metazoa; Chordata; Actinopteri; Siluriformes; Bagridae.
GCAUGAGUGUGAUGCGCAUGCGCUUUGUGAGUCAGGGGGUGGGGCGACAGACAGACAGACAGACAGACAGGGGGAUUCGGGUGGACACACAGCAGCUAACGGCUAACUGAGUAAAUUGUUCCCUUUAAACACACACACACACACACACACUCACACUCACACACACACACACACAGCGGACAGAGAGAAGCCGUGUGCAGAUCCAUCAGCACUGAUCCUUAGACCCAGAACCCUUGAGGAGAAGCUCAACACGACGUCACCUGGGCUUUCAGCAAUUUCUCUCUUAGUGGUGUGAUAUCCGAUGGCCCAGAAUGUCUACGACUAAUAACAUAGCACAAGCCAGGAAACUGGUGGAGCAGCUGAGAAUCGAGGCAGGCAUUGAGCGUAUCAAGGUGUCCAAGGCGGCCGCUGAUCUGAUGAGUUACUGUGAGCAGCACGCCCGCAGCGAUGCCCUCCUGGUGGGCGUGCCCACUUCUGAAAACCCCUUUAAAGAUAAAAAACCAUGCAUCCUUCUAUAGCCAAUCUCCCUCUCCUCUCUCUCUCUCUCUUUCUCUUAUUUCAUCCAUCCAUCUAUCUGUCAUUCUCUUUAUGUCUGUCUAUCCUUCCUGCUUUAUUCAGUUUUAUUCCUAAAAUACCGCACGGUGAAGCAGAGAAUAAAACACCCGUCUCACUUCUCACUGAGACCGAGGGGUGAGUGUGUAUGCGACGAACGAGAGACGGCGGAGAAGAAAAGGAUGAAAAGAAGUAGAGGAAAAUAGAGAUGUGGUUGUGUCUCAGUCCACAUCCCGUUUCCUACAUUGUGCACUUCUUACAGCAGUUUUGGGCACUCGGUCACUCCCACGAUGGCAUCCUGGGAGAAGGGUGUAGGGAGCAUGGUGCAGUUUGGGUCACAGCCGAUAUGUUCCUUCUUUAUAUUUUUUACUCGUUUUAUUUUCCAGAGAACGUCCCUGCGUGAAGUUUUAUACACGUCCUCACAGACAUCAGUGUUGUGGAACAUCUGAGUAAUAACUCAGCAUGUGAAGGAAGAAGCAGUGCAGCAGUGAGGGUUCUGCAGUACAGAGGUAUCGGUUAUAACCCCUACCUCACCUUCAGUUCUCUUAACUCCAGUUAAAUCCAUCUGGAACUCUGAUUGUAAAGUCCACGCAGAACCCACGAGCUCCGUGUAUAAACUUUGUUUAGAACGGUGUUGCCUGUGUGUGUGUGUGUGCGUGCGUGUGUGUGUGUGCGACUCUUUAACGCUAGCUGUGUGUUGCACUUUUCUUUUACUGUACAGUGUUUGAUAAAUGGAGGCACGGUUCUCCUGUGUUCUCUCUUCUGUGAUCUUUAUUUCCUGUCCUAUUCCUCCUCACUUCCUCUUCCACACAUUGUGUUCCACUUAUGACUCAGUGUGUGUGUUUCUUCUGACUGUUUUUAUUUGUAUGUUCAGGUGAUUAAUCUGAGCUGGUUUUGGAUGGGAUUCUAUCAUCUGUAGUGUCUCAUACCCAUCAGUUCUAGAGUUUUCAGCAGGGUUCUAAGAUCUAACAAUCCUCUCCAUAAAGCACAUGGACUUCCUCUGUGCAAAGAUUCUAGUAUUCUAGUGUGACACAAAGCUUCCUGGACAUGAAGGAGCACCUGUUCCAGAAGCCUUGAAGCAAGGUUGUAGAAGUUUUGAACACACGAGACUCCCCUUAAAUGAAGAAUCCUCUGUGUUUUUAGACAGUGAGGAAGUUUCUGGAACCUUCACGGCAAACAGCUGUGUUCUGAAAUGCUCAGCAUGAAGGUUACGAUUCCCUGAACCCUCAGGGCUCAGGAGUUUCUCAAAUCCUUCGUGCAGUAGCAUCAAGAGUGCAAGAAAGUGUUGCUGGGCUCUGAAGGUUCCAUCCUCAGCUGGAAAAGGUUGUAGAAUACGAAGGUAGAACCUCGAAUCCUCUGGAUUUCUACACCUGCUGAAAACCUGCGUGCCUGUGUGUGUGUGUGUGUGUGUGUGUGUGUGAAGUGCCAACACCGCUCCCGAUCACUUCCUGUAGCUGUGUCCCGAACCACAGCACAAAUCACCACACUACACCAUCAUUAGAAAGUGGUGCUAGCUAAAUGUUUAUGAGCCAUAGUGAGGGUUUCCAUGACAACACAAACAGUGAAGUGGUUUGGGACGCAGCCUGUAGUUAAAGGGGUGGGAGGGAUUGUGUAUUCUGGCUUUGUCCAAAUUCUGUUUCUAUCUUGCCUGGCCUCAUUUGUAGACUUUGGCACAGGUUGUGUGAGAGGAUGGUGUGAGUUUACUGACGUGUGUGUGUGUGUGUGUGUGUGUGUGAGAGAGAGAGAGAGACAUAAUCCAAACCCAGUUUAACAAUACAACCGUUCAAGUGUCAAGCUUGUAGAAGAAAAACAACAAUGAAGUGCCAAAUUACAGUGACUUUUGGGGGCUGUGUGUGUGUGAGAGAGAGAGAGAGCAUGUGUGUGUGUGUGUGUGAGACCAUGUGUGUGUGUGUGAGAGAGAGAGAGCAUGUGUGUGAGAGAGUGUGUGUGUGUGAGAGAGUGUGUGUGUGUGAGAGAGUGUGUGUGUGAGAGCGUGUGUGUGUGUGUGUGAGAGAGAGAGCAUGUGUGUGAGAGAGUGUGUGUGUGAGAGAGUGUGUGUGAGAGCGUGUGUGUGUGUGUGUGUGUGUGUGUGUGAGAGAGAGAGAGAGCAUGUGUGAGAGAGAGAGCAUGUGAGAGAGCGCGUGUGUGUGUGUGAGAGAGCGCGUGUGUGUGUGUGUGAGAGCGCGUGUGUGAGAGCACGUGUGUGUGUGUGUGUGUGUGAGUUCAGUAUUUUUGUACACAAAGUGACGAACUUUUGAAAAAAAAAAUGGCUGAAUUAAUGUUGAAAUGUAAGCAGCUCUGCCUGGUCAUGUGGUGCAAUAGUAAUGGCCCCCUCAUCACAAAGGUGUGUCUGUUCUCUCCUGAUGGAAAUAAAAUGUAAGUGUGAUCAGAUGUGUGUGAAAGCACAUCAACUUAUUAUUAGACAGUUUGAAGGAGUGUUCACAAUAAUCAGUAGUCUUAAUGAAAUAUGUGCCAACUCUCCCGUUGUGUGUGUGUGUGUGUGUGUGUGUGUGUGUGUGUGUGUGUGUGUGUGUGUGUGUGUAGCUACUUUCUCUAAAAAAUCCCAGAUUGUGGAGAUUCAGUGCCAAGUUUCCUAACAUUUAACAGAGAUGUGGUGAUUAAGGCUGUGUGUGUGUGUGUGUGUGUGUGUGUGUGUGUGUGUGUGUGUGUGUGUAAGCUCCACCUUCAUGUUCUCUUCCCUCUGUGCAUCCUUUCUGCCUUGAUUAUGAAGAUAUCUCUAUUUUUUGUAACUGUUUCUCUCAGAUGUGCCAUAAAUCAUGUUUUCUUGCACACUGUUAAUAUUUUGUGGAUUAAAAAGUUGCUGUUUAAAAAUGAGAAGAAGAAAAAACUACUUAAAAAAGUAGAAGUGAAUAAAGAUAAUGUCACUCUGU